Molecule: messenger RNA, 1780 nt
Organism: Oryza brachyantha (malo sina)
Lineage: Eukaryota; Viridiplantae; Streptophyta; Magnoliopsida; Poales; Poaceae
Product: AAA-ATPase At3g28610-like
Exons: 1
Coding region: 1-1593 (530 amino acids)
Molecular function (GO): ATP binding; ATP hydrolysis activity
Source: RefSeq, a predicted model, not a curated record
AUGGGGGUCGCGGCGUCGAUAGCCACCGGCAACAAGUCGGCGGCGCGGUGGCGGAGCUGGUCGUUCGCCAGCAUGGCCACGCUGCUGGCCCACUUCGGCUCGCUGUCCUUCUUCCUCGGCCCGCUGCUGGCGGCGUACGCGCCGCGGCGGCUGCUGCUGACCUACUUCAACCUCUUCCUCCGCCGGCGGGCGCGGAGGCUGCUCAACGUCGUCGACCCCUACAUCACCGUCGACAUCCCCGACUGCCCCGCCGCGGCGAGGUACUACCGGAGGUACAACCCCGUGGACACCAGGGACACCCCCUACGACGAGGUGAAGGCGUACCUGAGCGCGACGUGCGCGUCGGAGGCGCGGGAGCUGCGCGCCGAGGGCGCGGCGGAGGGGGACGGGCUGGUGAUCAGCAUGCGCGACGGGCAGGACGUCGCCGACGAGUUCGAGGGCGUGACGAUGUGGUGGUCGUCGGUGACGGAGCAGCAGGGGCAGUGGAAGACGGAGCGGCGGUGCCUCCGCCUCACGUUCCACAUGCGCCACCGCCGCCUCGUCGUCGACGAGUACCUCCCCCACGUCCGCCGCGGGGGCGGCGAGCUGCUCUUCAGCAGCCGCCGCCGGCGGCUCUACACCAACAACAAGAUGUCGGACUACUCGUUCGACGACGAGAGGGCUUGGAGCUACGUCGACUUCGACCACCCGACGACGUUCGACACGCUGGCCAUGGAGCCGGCCAAGAAGAAGGAGAUCAUGGACGACCUCGACGCGUUCCGGAAGAGCAGGGACUUCUACCGCCGCACCGGCAAGCCGUGGAAGCGCGGGUACCUCCUGUACGGUCCCCCAGGCACCGGCAAGUCCACCAUGGUCGCCGCCAUGGCUAACUACCUCGACUACGACAUCUACGACGUCGAGCUCACCAUGGUGACCAACAACAACAACCUCCGCAAGCUCCUCAUCGAGACGACCAGCAAGUCGAUCAUCCUCAUCGAGGACAUCGACUGCUCCCUCGACCUCACCGGCGACCGCGCCGCGCGGCGGCCGUCGUACAGCGACGACCAGCGGUCCAGCCAGGUGACGCUCUCCGGCCUCCUCAACUUCAUCGACGGGCUCUGGUCGGCGUGCGGCGGCGAGCGCAUCGUCGUCUUCACCACCAACCACGUCGACAAGCUCGACCCGGCGCUCAUCCGCCGCGGCCGCAUGGACAUGCACAUCGAGAUGUCCUACUGCGGCUUCGAGGCCUUCAGGACGCUCGCCAAGAACUACCUCGACAUCGACGCGCACCCCCUCUUCUCCGCCGUCGGCGAGGUGCUCCGGAACGUCAACCUCACGCCGGCCGACGUCGCCGAGUGCCUCAUGACGGCCAGGCGUUCCGGCUCCGGCGACACCUCCUGCCUCGAGAUUUGCAUCGGUGAGCUCAAGAAGAGGGCGGAGGAGAGGGCAAAGGAGGAGGCCGAAGCAAAGGCGAGAGAGGAGGCCGAGGCCAAGGCAAUGGCAGAGGCCGAGGAGAAGGAGAAGGAGAAGGCUUUGGCCGAAGCGAAGGCAAUGGUGGAAGCCGCCGCCGCCACGGCAGCGGCGGAGCCCAGCGCAGCCAAGGACAGUACGUGACGGCAUACAGGAGAAAUUACUGAAUAAUUCAGAAUCACGUAGUUAUCGGUACACAAACUCAUCAAAAUUUUGUUUUUGUUUUACUGAUGAAUUGCCAAUUUCAACUAUGAGUAUGCAAAUCAGUGUUAUAACCUAUCAUUGGAGCAAAUUGUAUCUUUCAGAGUUCUUAUGAUUUGUUUGUAGCUAG